Tuber aestivum (summer truffle) is the source of this 1404-nucleotide messenger RNA. NCBI's taxonomy places the organism in Eukaryota, Fungi, Ascomycota, Pezizomycetes, Pezizales, Tuberaceae. The record is from the annotation of a GenBank genome assembly.
GAACCACAAAGGGUCUUACCGUUUAAUCGCUAACAAUGGCAACUACCGGUACUUCGCUUUCAAGAAACUGGAAGCAGCUCCAGAGGACGUUAAGUAGGGCCGCAUCCAACACGUCCACCACGCCCACCGACCCCCCAAAGCGCAAGUCUUCAUCGGCCGCGAGCCCCGCCACCACCAGCAACAACUCCACAAUCACAAGUGCGAAAAAGGCAAAGGUGGCAAGGUGAGCUCAAACAGUGCAUCUCCAUACCCAAUGCGUAAUGGGAUGUCAUGCUAACACAUACGGUACAGAACCCCAUGUAACUCGACUACCACCACUACAAUAACCAACUCUACAAACUCUUCCCCUGCACGACUAGCUUCUGAACUGAAACCAAAACCAAAACCAACGUCGAAAGCACCAGAAGUGUCCACCGCCACCGCAAAACCAGCCUCCGCGACGCUGGCACUCUGGGCGGAAGAUAAUGACAUCUCCCCCGUAGAUCUGCAAAAAGCGUACGGUCUACCAUUAACCAGCACCACUCUUCCACUCCCCCUUGAGGCGUCCGGGUCGUCCUCAGCAACCGAAGCCGGAAAAUACAUCUCACUCGACUGCGAAAUGGUUGGCGUGGGCGGCCCCACGAACGAGCGCUCCGUGCUUGCCAGAGUUUCGAUAGUCAACUACCACGGGCACGUAAUCCUAGACACGUUUGUGCGACCAAAGGAGAAAGUUACGGAUUGGAGGAGUUGGAUUAGCGGCGUUACGCCUGCGCAUAUGGCCCACGGUGCCCUCCCCCGUUCUUUCUUGCAGCGCAGCAGCAGCUUGGCUAACGACAUGGGUAGCGAGGGAAUUCAAAGACGUACAAAAAGAAGUAUCCACUAUCCUCAUGGACAGAGUUCUUGUGGGGCACUCGGUUAAGCAUGAUCUCGAGGUGUUAUUGUUGAGCCAUCCGAGGAGGGACAUUCGCGAUACCAGUCGACAUCCCGGAUUCAGAAAGUUGAGUGCUGGGCGUACACCCGGACUGAAGAAGCUUGCCAGCCAAGUGCUGGGGAUCGAGAUUCAGGGGGGGGAGCAUUCUAGCGUUUGUCGUCCUUCCUUCCAUCUUGAUGGUGAGGGCUAAUGGAUGAGUGGACAGAUCGAGGACGCACGAGCUUGCAUGUUACUCUACAGAAAGUUCCGCGAUGAGUUUGAAAUUUUGCAUAGACCAAAAACGCCAAAGAGUACAUCCGCCAAGUCAAGUGGGAAGAAUAAGAAAAAGAAAAAGCGGGCUUAAGUAUUGCUACAUUUUUGUCGUGGUUUCAAUUCAACAUUCUUCAGCCUUCGCUUCUGUUUAUAUUGGAGUUGGGAUUUUAGCCAGCUGGUUUGUUAAUGGUAGUAAUUUCUCACUAGUUGCGGUUCCUAGUAAUCUCAAAUUCCAUCAUCGG